GUUUCUCUCCAGUAAGAGCAUGUACAAGUAUGUGUUUAUUGUGUCUCAAGAAAUAAACCUGAUUAUAAAAGAAAAUGGCUCAAUAUAUUGCACAUGACAUAAAUAAGAAACAGAGGACGAAUGAUAUAAAAAUAGAAGAAGAUGUUACAUUUUUUCAAAUGAAACUUCCACGAGAUAUUCUGGAUGGGCUAAUGUCUGCUGGAUUUCAAAAACCAUCUCCUAUCCAGUUAAAAGCUAUUCCAUUAGGCCGUUAUGGGUUCGAUUUGAUAGUACGUGCAAAAUCAGGAACUGGAAAAACCAUAGUAUUUGGUGUAAUAGCUCUUGAUAUUUUAGAUAUUUUGGUAGGAUCACCACAGGUUUUAAUAAUAGCACCUACGAGGGAAAUUGCGAUUCAAAUAACUUAUGUUAUUAAAACAAUAGGUUCAAAAAUAGAAGGAUUAAGAGUUGAGUAUUUCGUGGGAGGAAUAUCGAUAGAAGAAGAUAAAAAAAAGCUAAGCAAAUGUCAUAUAGCUGUUGGUGCACCUGGCAGAGUAAAACAUUUAAUUGAAAAGGGAUUUCUUCAAGUUUCAAAAAUUAAAUUAUUUGUUCUUGAUGAGGCGGACAAAUUAAUGGAAAUUAAUUUUCAAAAAGAUAUCAAUUAUAUAUUUUCUAAACUACCAUCCAGCAAGCAAAUUAUAGCUUCAAGUGCUACUUAUCCUGGGGAUUUAGAAACAUUUCUACAAACUUAUAUGUCCUCUCCAGUGUUAACAUCACCAAAUAUUGAUGGACCAGUUUUAAUUGGAAUCAAACAAUUUGUGGCUGUGGUUCCGACACAUCCUAAUAUGAUGAAACAGGUACAAACAAAAAUUGAUGAGUUGGUAAAAAUUUUUACUAAGAUUCCAUUUAAGCAAAGCCUAGUUUUUUCAAAUUAUCAAUCACGGGCUCAAUCAGUAAGCAAUAAAAUUAAUUCAUUAGGUUUUUCAUCUUCAUAUAUUGUUGGAAAUCAAGAUAUGACUAAAAGAUUGGAAACGAUUGAAAAUUUAAGAAAUUUAGAAUAUAGAAUUAUGUUAACCACGGAUCUAACUGCAAGGGGUAUAGAUAUAGAAAAUGUUAAUAUGGUCAUAAAUUUGGAUAUACCUACGGAUCCGGCAACAUAUUUACAUAGAAUUGGCAGAGCUGGUCGCUAUGGAUCUUAUGGAAUUUCUGUUACAAUUGUUACCGAAAAUGAGCUUUCAUCAUUCAGAAAAUUAUUAAUUUCGAUUAGUGGAGUGAAUUUUUACUUAUUCAAGCUCAGUUCUGAUUAUACAGAAAAUGUUUGGACUGAUGAUACUUCAGUAUUUGAAAAAAUUUAUUUGGAAUUUGAAACUAGUCCCACAAAAUUGCCAGCCAUUGAUAAAACUGUUGUUGAAUCUGAAAAUGGUGCUCCUAUAACAAUAUCUAUGUCAGAACGUGUGUUUUCUUCAGUAGUCGAUGACAUAACAUCAGAAAAUAAUGUUUCUACUGUGAAACAUGAAGAAUAUAAUAUUUCACCCAAUAGCACAGCAAGCAGUAAUAUUUUGUCGACGGAAAGUAAUAUCACUCUUACAGAAUAUGACGAACGUAAAAGUAUUUCACCAAAACACACGACGAUCAAUAUGUUAUCGUCAAAGAACGUUGAAAAUACUACUAAAAAACGUGGAAAACGUAAAUUAUCAAAAAAUAGAAAAGGCCAUAAAACUGUUUCUAAUAAUACAUGUGUAAAAUCAAAAUCUAAUUUAGAUGAAAAGAUAAAAAUUAGUUCAUUAUUUCAACAUUAUGUUCAAAGCAAAGCUAAUUCUGCAGUUAAUACUUCUAAAGAAUGUAAAGAAGUAUCAACUGUAGAGUCUGUAGUUGAAAAUUCUGAAGAAAGUAAAGUAUCAAUUCUAAACUCAUCCAGAUCAAGAAACAUAUAUCAAUUUACAAUUACACCUAACUCCGAUGCUCCUUCUGCUUUGGAAGAAUUGAAUAAAGACGUCGUAUUUGAAGUAGCUCUAUCAGAUACAGAGAAUUGCAAAUUAUCAGAUUCAGACAUUGAAAACGUUAUUCGAUAUAUGAAAGAUUCUUUAAUUAACAAAGAAGAAAAUAAAGAAGAAAAUAAAAAAGAAGAAAAUGAUGCAAUGUCUAACCACGAUAAAGAGGAUAAUGAUGAAAAAAUGUCUAUACAAAUUUUUCAGGAUACUUUUUCUACAAAAAAUCCUGAUUUUAUGAAUAGUUUACCUAUAAAUGAAUUAGAUAAUAGUGAGAAUGAUCACAUACGGAUAAUAGUAAACAAUUAUUUAUUAAUAUAUGCUACAAAAGUUAUCAACAGCGAUAAUAAUGUUUGUAACGAUGAAGAAUCUUUGUUGAGAGUAGCUUCCAAGUGGAAAGAGUUACUCGAGUUUGAAAUUAAUUUAUUAGAUAAUACAUAUAAAGGCAUGACUGAUUCUUUUUAUAAAUUAAUAUAUAAAGAACAUUUUUCAGCUCUCAAAACUUUCCUUAAUAUACAGAAACGGGCUUUUUUGUGUGUUUUUCCACAGCUCCGUAGUGAUGAAGAGGUGCAGGAUACUUAUACAUAUUCAGCAUCUAAUGCAAAUAAUAAUUUAUUAGAUAUGUAUGAAGAAAUAGAAGAUUUCAAGAGUCGUUUUUAUAUAUUAGGAACUAAAUUUAACGCAUUUUUCCCUUAUCCUAUAAAUAUUGAUGAAGAUAUGCCGAAUUUAAUGAUGUCAAACUCUGAGAUUGAAGAAUAUCGCAAGGCAUUACAAUAUUUUAGAACUCAUCAAAAUCCAAAUGAAAAAAUAUUUGAAAUAAUAGAUUAUACAGCAUAUUUAAAUGAAACUGAAACAUGUGAUUUGAUUCAGAAAAUAAAAGAUCAAAAUUUAUCGUUUUCGGAUAUGAAAGCGCUUCUUAAAGAGACAGCAGAAAGGAAUACAAAAGAUGAUAAAUUAAUGGAAGAUUUACAACAAUCUGAAAAUUCUUCGAAAAGUGAUAAAUUGACGGAAUAUUCACAAGUGUGUGAGGAGUUGCCACUUUUGGAAAAUCAAGAUAAUAGUAUAUUGCAUGAGACUGUUGAAGUAGAUGCUCCAAUAACAAAUAUAAUAAAGGAAAAAGAUUCGAAGACAAGGAGAAUGCAAAAAGUUCAUUCCAAUCAAGUUACAGCUGCCAAUGAAGAUAAACAUAAUGUACAAAAUACGAAAUAUGACGUUUCCACUAAUGCAAUUUUCGAUCAAAGAUAUGAAAAGAUAGAAAUUUUGCAAACAAAUGAUGAAAAUGAUGAAAUUCAUAGUACCUCAAACGAGAAUAUCUCAUUUACACCAUUUGAGAAGGAUUUGAUAGGUAUUGAUAAAGAGUCUUCGAACAACCGAGAGAAAAUAUUGCUCUCCAAUAACAGUAAAAAAGAAUCCGACAAGAAAAACGUUCAACAUAAUAAAGUUAAAAACGUACAAACUAGAUAUACACCUGUACAAACAAAUAAUGUUGUUUAUAAUAAUGUUGAUGUGUUUGGCAAACAUAAUAAACAUGUAAAGUCUCAUAAAUAUGAUCCAAAGGAUAGCAUAGAUAUAAGUAAUUCGGUCUCCUCCGCAAGAUAUUCAAGGACACUAAAUUUACCUACAAGUAGAAAUGUUAAGAAAGUUCCUCGACCUUCGUUGAGUCCAGUGCAAAGUUUUUAUCCGCGAAUCCCAGAUUCUAAUUUAUGUUACGAUUUAGGUGCACAAGAUGAAGCAUAUUUGUCAAAUCAAAUUUAUCGCGAUUAUUGGAGCGAACGUGUACCUGUAUGUUCUUUCCGUACACAUCUAUACGCUCAAUCAUCACGAUCUAAUCGCAUACCACGAUAUUUGAGACAGGAGACUAAUGAUAAUUAUACAAAUUUUAAAGCUCACAAAUCAGGUGAUGAUUUAAUAAACAAUGUUUAUUCAUGUGAAACUGAUAUUGACAGAUUUUUAUCGUCGUUGAGAAUGCAAACUGAUCAAUUGCAUCUGGAAAUCUACAAAUCUCAAAUAUUGGAAAAUUAGACUAAGUAAAUACGAUUAAGUAAUUGCGUAAUUAGAUUAAUAAGAUAUAGAGUAUCUAAUCUGUUCAGUUAUGCGAGGGACAUUCAAAUUGUACUACGAGCGCAUUUUCAUCAAAUCCUUUCUCACGAUGUGUUUAUUAUGAUCAAGCGGCAGCAAAGAAUGACAUGUGAAUCAAUAGUGAAAGGUCACGCAUCGCAGGUACUUAACACGCAUCGACGAGACUUGAACUGUGUGCCGGAGGUAACCUUUUCUUACCGAUUCGAAGCUACCUGCGGUUAUGCAAUUGGGUUGAUCUUUCGCGAUCGAGUCUUGUAUAGUCUCAUCGAUCGAAUAUUGUCGGUUGUCAGCAAUAAGGAUACUUUACUAUGUACUAUAAUUUUCUUUUUAUAAAAAUUAAUGUCUGUUAAUGUCUCAUGUAAAUACCAUGCACUUAUUUGAUAAUUUACAAAUCAUGAUUUACAUGUUGAGCGAUCAAUAAGAACAAUUCAAUUUUUUCCUGUGUAUAAAUAUUUUUUUAUCUAUAAAUGUUUUAUAAUGACAAUAUCAGAUUUUACUUUUAGUUAAAAACAUUCGAUUUAACU
Acromyrmex echinatior (Panamanian leafcutter ant) is the source of this 4567-nucleotide messenger RNA. RefSeq lists its product as uncharacterized. Gene Ontology annotation, cellular component: cytosol. Lineage: Eukaryota; Metazoa; Arthropoda; Insecta; Hymenoptera; Formicidae. Gene Ontology annotation, molecular function: ATP binding; RNA helicase activity; nucleic acid binding. The record is from RefSeq and is a predicted model, not a curated record.